AUGUUGAUCACAGAGACCUUCCACGAUGUGCAGACAUCGUAUGGCACUACUUUGCGUAUAUACGUGUAUUCUCCCAAGAUUGCAGGCUACCCGCAGGCUAAGUUUCCUGGCGUAAUCCUGUACAGUGAAAUCUACCAGGUUACGGGGCCUGUCCGUCGUUUUGGGCAAAGAAUUGCGUCUGAAGGCUACGUGGUGGUGGCACCUGCUAUUUAUCACAACUUCAUGGGUCCUGAAGCGUUGCCUUACGACGUGCAGGGCACCGAUAUCGGUAACGAGUACAAGAUCAAGAAGCCGUUAGAGUCUUAUGAUGAGGACAACAAGCUAUGUUGCGAUCUGCUUUUCCAGUUACCGCAGUUUGAUGGUAAAAGGGUCGGAUCCACAGGGAUGUGUUUAGGUGGUCAUUUGGCUUUUAGGGCGUUAUUGGACAAGAGGGUCACCUGCGCAACGUGUUUCUUCCCUACGGAUAUCCAUUCAAGAACUUUGGGUCUGGGCCAAGACGACAACUCAUUGGAGCGCAUUUCCAAGGAGUUGGGUAAUAACCAAGAAAUGGUCUUAAUCUUCGGGACUGCGGACACCCACGUCGACCCGGAAGGCCGCGACCUGAUCAGAAAGACUCUCAGAGACCACGGAGUAAAAUUCACGUUCUUGGAAAUCUUGGCUGCCCAGCACGCCUUCAUCCGUGACGAGUUCAGCAAGGGUAGGUUCGACUCUGCUAUCACCCAAAGUUGUCUCGGCUUCCUGUUCGAGCAGUUCAACAGGAAACUGAGAAUUGACCUAGGUGAAUUUGUAGAUGAUAACACACCACUGGAGCACGUGUGUUGA
Saccharomyces mikatae IFO 1815 is the source of this 822-nucleotide messenger RNA. Its product is annotated as carboxymethylenebutenolidase. The record is from RefSeq and is a predicted model, not a curated record. Gene Ontology annotation, molecular function: hydrolase activity. The coding region runs from base 1 to 822 and encodes 273 amino acids. Lineage: Eukaryota; Fungi; Ascomycota; Saccharomycetes; Saccharomycetales; Saccharomycetaceae. The transcript has a single exon.